Molecule: messenger RNA, 2124 nt
Organism: Solanum verrucosum
Lineage: Eukaryota; Viridiplantae; Streptophyta; Magnoliopsida; Solanales; Solanaceae
Exons: 5
Coding region: 1-2124 (707 amino acids)
Source: RefSeq, a predicted model, not a curated record
AUGGCAGAUCAAACUAAAUUGGCACCGAAUGUUCUAAACAAUCAAUUGGAGACUCAGAAUUUGGAGAAGCAAGUUGGGCACCCAAACCCGAAGCAGGUAAAUAUUGUGAGUACUUGGAGUGGUCGUCCAUUGGAAGAGUUGCCGCUAAAGGCAAAAGUUGCUGAAGAAAAAGGAACACAAGUAGAUGAAGCAGAACCAAGUGAACAAAGGGUGGAUGAGGAACCAAAAGCAAAACCACCUCCUCUAUUUCCACAGAAAUUCAAAAAACAAAAGGAGGAGGAAUGUUUUGGUAAGUUUAUUGAAUUACUCAAACAGGUACAUGUUAACUUGCCUUUGAUAGAUGUGUUGCAGGGCAUUCCUAAGUAUGCCAAAUAUGUGAAAGAUGUGGUAGCCAAUAAGAGUAGAUUGGUUGAGUACGCAACAGUAGCACUUACGGAGGAGUGCAGUUCUAGGAUCCAGAAUAGGCUCCCAAUUAAGUUGAAAGAUCCAGGGAGUUUCACUGUUCAGAUAAAAAUUGGUCAGUGUGUUGAGGCAAGAGGGUUGUGCGAUUUGGGUGCAAGUAUCAAUUUGAGGCCUACGUCCAUGUUUCUCAAAUUGGGACAAGGAAGGCCCAAGUCCACAACCAUUAUGUUGCAGUUAGCGGAUCGUUCGGUGGCAAGGCCAGAUGGUGUUAUUGAAGAUGUCUUGGUUCAAAAGGGAACUCUGAUUUUCCCCGUGGACUUUGUCAUUAUGGAUUUUGAGCCUAACCUAGAGGUCCCAUUUAUUUUGGGACGCCCAUUCCUAGCAACCGGAGGUGCAUUAAUUGAUGUGGUGGCCGGUAGACUAACAAUGAGGGCUCACGACAAGGUCGAGGUAUUUGAUGUUUACAAGGCAAUGAAGUUGCCUGCAAUAUAUGAGGAGAUGUCUGCAAUUACAGUCAUUGAUGAGGCAAUGGUAGCUAAAUAUGUUGAAGCCCAAGAUCCUUUAGAGAAAGUUCUAAUUGGGCAAGACAUUGAGGGAGAUGUUGAAGCCCAGGAGUUGGCUAACGUCCUAAAUAUCCCAAAUGUGAGUAUUCUUCGCAAUUUUGUGGAGCCAUUAAAUAGAGUCCUGUCACCACAUCCUAAGCCUUCGAUCGAGGAAGCACCAAAGUUGGAGUUAAAGGCUCUCCCUUCUCAUCUCAAGUAUGCAUUCUUAGGUGCUAAUGAAUAUUUACAUGUAAUCCUUUCUUCUGCUUUGUCCGAAUUGCAGGUUGAGGCGUCUCUGAAAAUAUUGAGGAAGAGGAAAAGGGUGAUAGGCUGGCAGAUGGCUGACAUAAAUGGCAUCAACCCAACUUUAUGUAUGCACAUGAUAUUCAUGAAGGAGGGGCACAAGUCAAUUGUGCAACCACAACGCAAGCUAAACCCAAUGAUGAAAGAUGUGGUGCGCAGGGAGGUGAUCAAAUGGCUAGAUACGGGUAUUAUCUAUCCAAUUUCGGACAUCAAGUGGGUCAGCCUAAUUCAGUGUGUGCCUAAAAAGGGAGGCAUGGAGGUGAUCACUAAUGAAAGAAAUGAGUUGAUUCCAACCAGGACAAUUACAAGAUGGCGAAUAUGCAUGGAUUAUAGAAAAUUGAAUGAAGCCACCAGAAAGGAUCACUACCUGGUUCCUUUUAUUGAUCAGAUGCUGGACAGGUGCUUGGAGAAUUUAGACAGGGUGCUAGCUAGAUGCGAGGAAACUAAUCUCAUCCUAAACAGGGAAAAAUGUCAUUUCCUAGUGAAGGAAGGGAUUGUGUUGGGCCAUAAGGUGUCAAAGAGAUUCAUCAAGGAUUUCUCUAUGAUUGCAAGACCCAUGUGCAGUCUCCUAGAGAAGGAGAUGAAAUUUGUAUUUGAUGAACAAUGCAUGCAAGCUUUUAAAGCUUUGAAGAAGAAGUUGACAGAAGCUCCAAUCCUAACUUCCUCAAAAUGGGAGCUUCCUUUUGAGUUGAUGUGUGAUGCAAAUGAUAUGGCUAUGGGAGCAAUGUUUAGAUCUUACAUAGUAGGUACUAAAGUUGUUGUUUAUACUGACCAUGCAGCUAUCGGGUACUUGUUCAACAAGAAUGAUGCAAAGCCGCGGUUAAUCAGGUGGAUUCUAUUGCUACAAGAGUUUGAUAUUGAGAUCAAGGACCGAUGA